CUAUGAUUCCAAGCCAGUUUAAAUCUGUACGCAGGCUAAAAACAAAAGUUAUUUGGUCGCAGAUUCAUAAUGAAAAUUGUGGUUUAUUUUUAUUUAAGAUAAUAUGAUGGUUUAGUGAUAAUUUAACAACCGAUUUCGUAUAUUCGGUAAGAUAACAUUGUAAAAUGUGGAUUCCUACGAAAUCUCCGAAAUUGGCUGUCGCUGUUUACAACUGGAAGGGAGAUGUUCGUUCGGGGUUGCCACUUGAGAUCGGAGAAACAGUGCAAAUAUUGGAAGAGCAUGGAGCUUGGUUUCGUGGCUUCAGCACAAAAAAUAGAUCAGCCUGGGGUAUAUUUCCGGCAUGUGUUGUUUCCAUUCGACCAUGCACCGAAAAAGGAACCGGUGCUUCAGCGAUCGCAGAAUUCAAAGAUGAUCCUCUAGUCCGUGAAAUCGCAUGCGUAUUAAGAGAAUGGGCUCGACUUUGGAAGAAGUUGUAUGUGGAAAGGGAAACGUACAGAUUCAGUGCGGUGGCGAAGGUGAUGCGUGAACUCCUCAGUGGUCGACGGGCUCUCCUCGCUGGCACCUUGACCCAAGAUCAGACACGAGCCUUGCGAUUGAAACUGGUCACUAAGCUAGACUGGGGUAACAGAAAGCUCGGACUCGAGCUGGUGCCUCGUCGCGGCGCUGAAGCCGUUGACCCGGAGGAUAUAAGCUUAGUCGAGCUUUAUAGAGUACACGCCGAGAGUGCUGAACGAGCUGCAGCAUGGCGUGGAACCUUGCGUCGCGCUGGUGGUUCAGGGAGCAGCUUCAAUUCCGGCACACUCACCAACAAUUCAAACAUAACGGCUACCCCAGUUCAGUCGCACUAUCUGAUAUGCAGUAUGCGCGACUUUGGUCAUACAGCUGGGGGUGAUGAGGCGGAAUUAUUGUUGUGGCUCCACGACGCGAGAAGAGCUCAGCCCUUGUCAGAAAGAUUUAGAGUGCGGAUCGCGAGAGAUGGCUUUUCCAACUAUGUAGACAGGCUGCACGCAAAUAGCACACUCUUUGCAGACCUUUCCAGUACUGAUCUAUCUCGUGAGCUGUGGCUCGUGGCGUGGGUUAUCCGUGUGGGGCGAUGGGCGGGAGCAGGAGGUAGUGGGACGGGUGAAAGACGAGGCCCUGUGGCUAGAAGACCCCUCGGGGCCGGGGUGUUACCACUGUCGGAAUUCCUUAGACAGCCUGAACCGCAAACUAUCGAAAAAGAGUACACAUUCAAGGUGUAUCAAUGUGAAGAGAAGGAUUUCCACCAGUUACAUGAUAUGCUCAUUAGGAAGCAGACUAACAAGUGCAAUAUUUUACCUGGUCAACCAAAUUAUGGUAUAGUGGUAGCUCUUAGACUAAUAACAAACAAUGGCAGUAUCGCUGAAGCGGUUGCAUCUGGUGCUACGGUGACAGCUAAACGGGGAUUCCCUGACGUCAUAAUGCCGGGCGAUGUCCGCAACGACCUGUACCUCACACUGGAGAGAGCGGAGUUUGAGAGAGGCGGUAAAAGUACGGCGAAGAACGUCCUCGCCACUGUCAGCGUUCAUGACAGCACUGGACAAGUUAUCAACGAUUGCGUGUGGGGUGCUAGUGGAGUCGGGGCCACAUCUUACGAGUCGCUGGUGCUGUACCACAACAACGGGCCCGCGUGGGGGGAGCAGCUGCGCCUCACGGUGCCGCUGGAGACCUUCACACACGCGCACGUGCGCAUCGAGUACAGGCACUGCUCCACGCGCGACAAGAACGAGCGCAAGCUGUUCGGGUUCUCGUUCGCGCGGCUCAUGGAGGCGAGCGGCGCCACGCUGCGGGACGGCGCGCACGACCUCUACGUGUACAAGUGCGACGACCCCUCCAAGUUACUUUCAGGCAGUUAUCUAUCCCUACCCUCCUGUGCUAAUGACACUGCUCGCUCUCCAGCUACGAACGGUGUGCUCGCAACAUUCCAACGGAGUACAAAAGAAAACUGUAUUAUUAGCACUUUACUUUGUUCCACGAAGUUGACGCAAAAUGAGGACUUACUAGCGCUGUUACAAUGGCGUGCGAGACCAGAGAAAGUACAAGAAACAUUACUGCGUGUCUUGCGGUUGGGAGACGGCUUGAGCUGUGAAGAACUGAUCAAGUUCCUAAGAGACGUGCUAGAUGCUUUAUUUGCUUUGUUCUCCACUGAGGAUGGCAAUAGCACACCACAUUCGGGCACAGUUUUCCUUGUACUGGUGUCAAUCUGUAGUUUGCUUGACGAAACUCGAUUUCAACAUUUCCGACCAGUUCUGGACGUCUAUAUAGAGGAGCAUUUUUCGGCUGCUCUCGUCUACAAAGGGCUGCUGUCGUCGGUCCAGCACUGCGCGGAGUGGGCGGCGGGCGCGGAGGGCCAGGAGCCCAUCCGCAAGUGCCUGCGCUCGCUGGGCGCCGUGUUCCGGCUGGCGGUGCGCUCGCGCUGCCUGUUCGCGCGCGCCACGGGCGGCCAGUACGAGGACAGCUUCCGCCGCGACGUGCGCGCCGCGCUGCACGCGCUCAAGGCGCUCGCGCAGCACCCGCACCGCGACCACCUGGCGCCCGCGCAGAUCGCUCUUAUGACAUCUUGGGCGAGCGUAGCGAAGGAAGUGGCGUCAGCUUUAGGACCCGUCGAGGCCGGGCGCAUCACCGCGGCCAUGCUGGACGCCCCCGCAGCCAACGCGCCGCCGGCUCUGGCCAAAGCACGACUUUCAGCUGCCCAGGACAUAUUGAAAGGGCCACUCGGACAAGAUCCUGAGGCACGCAACAUCGUUUUAACAACUGCCUGUCAUCACUUACGCGUACAUCUCGCAAGACGUGACGAAUUAUCUCAAUGCGCUAAUAUGCUUGGGGAAUUAGUCACCCUACUGUGGAAGAAGGAAGACCCCGACCAACCCGUAGACGAGGACGAAUUAGACCCAGACGUAGACGUAUUAUGCUUGAACACUUUGGAUGUAUUAGUUGAAACAGUGCUACACUUGAUUGGUGGCAAUUCUCCUGUAUUGGGUCCGAUGGUGGCCGGACUGCUGGGCGUGAUGGAGCUACUAAAGCCAGCGCACUACCAACGUCUUUGGAGUCACCUAGCGCCUCACCCACACGACCGGAAACCGCUCAAAGACUUUCUUAUGCGGGCUUUCCUGGUCUUCAGGCAUCUGAUCGAGCAAGAUGUUUUUCCAUCAGACUGGAUGGUAUUACGAGUCCAGAGCUGCAAAGUAUUGCUGUCCGCUUUACAAGAUUUGGCGAAGCCGCUACUCGAGAGAUUCUUAGGAGACGAACCGCCGCAGUUCGAUUCUCAGCUGUGGUCGGGCUACCUGGAGCUGGGCGUGUCGCUGGUGACGGCGAGCGCGCUGCAGGCCGAGCAGUGGGCGCGCGGCCCGCAGCGCGCCGCCAUGCGCGCCGCCGCCGCGCUGCACCUGCUCGCCGUCUGGACCAGGCUCGGCUCGGCGCAGCUGCAGCUGAUCGGACCGGCGGUGGGCGCGCUGCUGGAGGUGACGCUGGUGGGCUCGCUGCGGCGCGCGGCGCUGGGCGCGCUGGUGGCGCUGAUGGCGGCCGAGCGCGCCGCCACGGGCUCCGCGCGCCGCACCGAGGCCGCGCUCGUCGACAAGCUCGACUCGCUCGUCGCCGACAACAAGGCCGACGACCACUACCGCCGCCUCUUCGACACUGUGCUGAUGGAGCGCGUGUCGACGGAGGGCUGGCGCGAGGCGGGCGCGGCCUUCGUGGGCUGCGUGACGCGCCUGCUGGAGCGCCUGCUGGACUACCGCGCCGUCAUGCAGGGCGCCGAGCACCGCGACAAGCGCAUGGCCGCCACCGUCAACCUGCUCAACUUCUACAAAAAUGAAAUUGACCGCAAAGAAAUGUAUUUGCGUUACGUUUAUAAACUUCAUGAUCUUCACAUAGCUUCUGACAACUGGGUUGAAGCUGGUUGUACGCUUUUGCUUUAUGCGGAAACAUUGAAUUGGGAUAGUGAUCAAAUUGGUGUAGAUCCAGAACAUCCUGAAACACCCGAGUGGAAACGUAAGGAGGCGUUGUAUAACCAAGUGCUGCAGUAUUUCGAUCGGGGAAAGUGCUGGGAGAAGGGCCUGCCGCUGCUGCGCGAGCUGGCCACGCUGUACGAGUCCCGGCUGUGCGACUACGCGCGCCUGGCGCACUGCCUGCGCACGCACGCCACCUUCCUCGACUGCGUGCUCGACCAGCUCCGACCCGAGCCCGAGUACUUCCGAGUCGGCUUCUACGGGAAGGGCUGCCCCUUAUUUGUUAGGAAUAAGCAGUUCGUAUAUCGUGGGUUGGACUACGAGCGAAUCGGUGCGUUCACUCAACGGCUACAGUCUGAAUACGUGUCUGCGCAUAUCCUUAUGCGGAAUACGCCUCCAGAUGACUCGGUCAUCGCAUCUGACGGUCAAUACAUCCAGAUCUGCAACGUGAAGCCGGUGUCGUCGCGGCGCUCGUGGCCGGGCGGCGCGCCCGAGCCCGUCAAGCGCUUCUACGCCUGCAACGACGUCGACACCUUCCUGUGCGACCGCCCGCUGCACAAGCCGCCCAUCGACAAGGACAACGAGUUCAAGAGUCUAUGGAUCGAACGUACAACACUCGUGACGGAAAACACGCUUCCUGGAAUACUGAGGUGGUCUGAAGUUAUAUCUCGUUCAGUCGAAGAAAUUCCUCCAGUCGAAUUCGCCUGUGAAACAAUGGAGGCAACGGAGCGAGAACUGCGUAGCCUUAUAUCCCAAUACACGGCUGAUCCCACACAGAACAUCAAUCCGUUCUCAAUGAGGCUACAAGGCACCAUAGAUGCGAACGUACAAGGCGGUAUCACAAAGUACGAACAAGCCUUCCUCACUGCGGACUUCAGUAGAAAUGCCUCCACGAGGGAAGCAGCCGCUGCGGCUAAGUUGAGGAGGCUCAUUUCUUCGCAGCUUGCUGUAGUGGAAGCGGGGCUCACUUUGCAUGGUCGGUUAGCGCCUGAGGAAGUCAAGCCUUUACAUAGGCGGUUAGUAGAGCGGUUUACACAGUUGAGGCAGAACUUGGGACCAGGAUUAGCACGUGCUAGAAGACAGCUAUCCGAAAGUAUAGUUAACACGCCAUUGCCCCCAGUGCCAGCAUUGGAUAAAAGGUCGCAUAGUAUUCAACAGAAUGACAGCUAUUAUGAGGAUGGACAUCUUUAUAACAAACCGAUUUAUUCGCUUGAAGAUUCAAUCGAUCAGCAGAGUGGUAUAAUGUCAAACAGUCUUCCGGUGUCUGACAACAGAGAUAAUAGAGAUUGUAACGACGAUAAUUCCAUGGUCAAGUCAGCACCGCCUUUGCCGUCUAGACCUAAAUCGGGAGAUCCAAGAAGCCCAACUCGACCACCCUUAGAAAAAUAUAGAGAUGUAGUAGACGAAGAGGUAGAAACUCGUCGUCACAGCCGCACGUCCUGGAGUGAGCCCGGGGACGCUCCGCCCUUACCUCCGAGGGUAUCUGGCGACAAGCGGUCGUGGGGCGAAGCGCCCGCGGUGCCGCGGCGCGCGCGCUGCUCCGAGGAGCGCGACUCCGGCGUCAGCGUCGACGCGCACCUCUACACCAACGCGCCCGAGCGACACGAGCGCCACGAGCGACACGAUCACGAUAUCGACAUUGUUGAAUCGCUUCGUUAUGAAGAAAUAAUCUCAAUGAUGUCUGAACCUUUACACGUCGAUGAGGGCGAGACUCCGCCCCCUAUUCCACCGAAGGGUCUUGGACAUCUCAGCAGCUUCGACUCGGGUCACCACGAAAACGGCGAGUCGCAUUGCUAACAAUUACCACCGACGCGUUAUUUCAGAGACGAUUGGAUUAAGGGCACACUGACACAAUACUUUGUAUUGGACUUUUGAGUUUGAUUUGCGAUUUUCUGUAAUAUCAUGACGCCAUCUUGUCUAAAUGUAUAAUAAAAGAGCAUACGAAAUUAUCCA
Messenger RNA from Vanessa tameamea, 5918 nucleotides. It is a transcript of the gene spg, whose product is annotated as sponge. The coding region runs from base 165 to 5762 and encodes 1865 amino acids. Gene Ontology annotation, molecular function: small GTPase binding; guanyl-nucleotide exchange factor activity. The record is from RefSeq and is a predicted model, not a curated record. Gene Ontology annotation, biological process: small GTPase-mediated signal transduction. NCBI's taxonomy places the organism in Eukaryota, Metazoa, Arthropoda, Insecta, Lepidoptera, Nymphalidae. Gene Ontology annotation, cellular component: cytoplasm; plasma membrane. The transcript is spliced from 35 exons.